AUGAAAAAUAAAAAAUCCUCGAAUAAUACCGGAUAUGUAGCUGAUAUUAAAAUACUUGAUGUUGAAAAACGAUAUAAAUCAGGAUCAAAACAUUAUGUUUAUGUUAUACAAGUUACUUGGUCAAAUCCUGAAAACCUAUUUAUUAUCUAUCGACGUUAUACACAAUUUUUUGAUCUUCAAUGUAAAUUACUUGAUUUAUUUGCUGAAAAACCAUUAGAAUCAAAUAAUGGUACUCAAAUAGGUCGAAUUCCAUAUCUUCCUGGUAAAAUUAUACUUGGUCGAAGUCAAAUACGUCAAAUUGCUUUAGAACGGAAACAAACUCUUAAUGAAUACUGUCAGAAAUUAAUUUCAUUACCUGAACGUAUUUCUCGAUCUCGUCCAAUACUUGAAUUUUUUCAUCCAUUAAUAACUGAUGUACAAAAAUCUAUUGAACCAUUUACGAAUGAAAAAAAUUUACUACGAAAAAAUUCAGUUACUAUAAGUAAACCAUCAAAAUUAGCAACAUAUCGAUGUAUAGAAGACUUUAAUACAACAGAUAAAUUUGAAAUGUCAUUAAAACAAAAUGAUAUUGUUGAAGUACUUGAAAAAAAUGAAAAUGGUUGGUGGUUUGUUCAAAAUGGUGAUCACACAGGCUUUGUACCAGGAGCUUAUUUAGAAUCAUCAGAGCUAGGAUAUGAGAUUUCUGGAAACGAAACAUUUGACAAUUCACUUAAUAAAACAUAUGUUGUUAAUGAAAGAUACGAAGGAAAGAGUUCAGAUGAACUUUCAUUAGAUAAAGGUUCAUUUGUAACUGUGAUUGAAAAAUCACUUACUGAAUGGUGGAUAGUUAAAUUUAAUAAUAUGACAGGUAAAUUUCCAGCAACAUAUUUAUCAUUAUGUGAAGAAAUGUAUACUUCAAAGAAUGUUACAAAUGAUACGUCUAAUGUUACUGCUAAAAUAGAAAAAUCGGAUUAUUCUAAUGAUUCUGAUUGGGAUGAUGAUGAUGAUGAAGAAUAUCAUGAAAAAUUAUUAAAUGAUACUAAAUUCGACUUAUAUUAUGCUCAUAGUAAUUUUAUUGAUAAUAUCGAUAGUUGUUUAUCAUUUCAACGAGGUGAUCUUAUUGAAAUACAUAAUAAACAUUCAAGUGAAUGGUGGUUUGGAAGACGAAUGAUUGAUGGUCAAGAACCGGUUUUGGAUGAAACUAUUGAUAAUAUAUAUGAUGAAUCAUUCAAUCCGGAUCUUUCUAAUUCUUCAACUAAUAAACAACAACAAGAAACAGAAAAACUAUCAACAGAUAUUAUCUAUCAAAAUUUCGAAAGUCAAAUUUCAGCUGAUGCUAUUUAUUCAAAAGAAAUCAAAACUCAACCAAGAAUAGAAACAAAAAGUACUCAUAAAGAGUCUUCUAUACCUAUUCCGCUUAUUCCUAUGAAUGACAACCAAGAAUCGACAUCAAAAUCAGUAAAAGAUCUCGUAAAAAAAUUUAAUCAACGAUUAGUAUAA
Messenger RNA from Rotaria sp. Silwood1, 1479 nucleotides. Lineage: Eukaryota; Metazoa; Rotifera; Eurotatoria; Philodinida; Philodinidae. The record is from the annotation of a GenBank genome assembly.